AUGUCAUUAGCAUUGAAAGAAUUGAGAAAUUUUUUCUCGUUAUCAACAUUAGAUACAAGAUUAGAUCCCAACUUAACCAAUAAUAAUAAUAAGAAACAACAAUAUUUAAAAAAUUCAUCAACAAAAUCAAAAUGGUCAACUAUAGAGUUUAAAAUAUAUUAUGUUGUAUUUGCAAUAGUCGUACCUUUAAUGUUUAAAGCUGCCAUGGAAGCAUCUAAUGAAACUAAUCCUAAUUAUCCUAAAUUUCAACAUUUAUUGAGUAAUGGAUGGCUAUUUGGAAGAAAAGUUGAUAAUUCUGAUCAACAAUAUAGAUUUUUUAGAGAUAAUUUCCCAUUAUUAAUACUACUUAUCGUUAUACAUGUUGGAUUGAGAAAGAUCUUCACACCUUUGUUAGGUAUCACUAAAAGAAGUUAUUUUGAUUUUGGAUUUGGAAUCAUUUUCUUAAUUGGAGCUCAUGGUGUUAAUGUAACUAAAAUUUCAAUGUUAAUUGGUAUUAACUACAUGAUUGGAAAAUAUAUUAAGAAUAGAAAAGUGGCAAUUUGGACUACUUGGAUUUAUGGAGUAUCCACAUUAUUUUUCAAUGAAUGGUAUGGAAAUUUUAAAUAUGGUAUACCGUUUUUAGAUAGUGGUUUCAAAGGUAUAAUAGCAAGAUGGGAUGUAUUUUAUAAUUUCACAUUAUUAAGAAUGAUAUCUUUCAACCUUGAUUAUAUUGAAAGAGAACAUCAAUUAAGUAUACCCGAUGAAACCAAAAAGGAUUCAUUAUUAAACCUAACAGAUCGUGAAAGAUUAAACGCUCCGUUACCAAUAAAUGAUUACAAUAUCGUAAAUUAUCUUGCAUAUAUUUUUUAUACUCCAUUAUUUAUAGCUGGUCCUAUAUUAACUUUCAAUGAUUAUAUAUAUCAAUCAAAUUAUCAACAAUCAUCAUCAGUAAAAGAUUACAAAAGAAUUUUCAUGUAUUUCUUAAGGUUUAUAUUUUGUUUAUUAACAAUGGAAUUCAUCUUACAUUUCAUGUAUGUUGUUGCUGUAUCAAAAACAAAAGCAUGGGAUGGAGAUUCACCAUUUCAAAUAUCAAUGGUUGGAAUGUUUAAUUUAAAUGUAAUAUGGUUAAAAUUAUUAAUACCCUGGAGAUUAUUCAGGUUCUGGUCAUUAUUAGAUGGUAUAGAUCCACCAGAAAAUAUGAUUAGAUGUAUGGAUAAUAAUUUUUCAGCAUUAGCAUUUUGGAGAGCAUGGCAUAGAUCUUUUAAUAGAUGGGUUAUUAAAUAUAUUUAUAUCCCCAUGGGUGGUGGAGGAAAUUAUAGAAUUUUAAAUAGUUUAUUGGUUUUCAGUUUUGUUGCUAUUUGGCAUGAUAUUGAAUUAAGAUUAUUAAUGUGGGGUUGGUUAAUUGUAUUAUUUUUAAUACCUGAAAUUAGUGCUUCGUUAUUUUUUAGAAAAUAUAAUCAACAAUGGUGGUUUAGAUAUUUAUGUAGUGUUGGUGCUGUUAUUAAUAUUUGGAUGAUGAUGAUUGCUAAUUUGGUUGGUUUUUGUUUGGGUAAAGAUGGUACUUUACAAUUGAUUAAAGAGAUUUUCAAAACUUUAUCUGGUAUUAGUUUCUUUGUGACAUCAUCAAUAUGUUUAUUUAUUGCUUCUCAAGUCAUGUUUGAAUUGAGAGAAGGUGAAAAAAGAACUGGUAUUGAUGUUAGAUGCUGA
Lodderomyces jiufengensis is the source of this 1686-nucleotide messenger RNA. RefSeq names its product O-acyltransferase (gene GUP1). Gene Ontology annotation, biological process: GPI anchor biosynthetic process. Gene Ontology annotation, cellular component: endoplasmic reticulum. Bases 1 to 1686 code for a protein of 561 amino acids. Lineage: Eukaryota; Fungi; Ascomycota; Pichiomycetes; Serinales; Debaryomycetaceae. The record is from RefSeq and is a predicted model, not a curated record. The transcript has a single exon.